Molecule: messenger RNA, 1304 nt
Organism: Musa acuminata subsp. malaccensis (wild Malaysian banana)
Lineage: Eukaryota; Viridiplantae; Streptophyta; Magnoliopsida; Zingiberales; Musaceae
Source: RefSeq, a predicted model, not a curated record
CUGCCUUCUUUAUCUAUCUGUCUUCGUUGGUUCUCUCUACGAGCGACGUCGGAAGAAGGAAGAGAAGGGGGACUAAAGCACGAGAGAGUAAAUGGAGCUCGAAAACCCUGGCCAUGGCGAAACGCUAAAGAGCCGCCCGCAAUACCCUCCCUUCCCCGUCGGCACCAUCGAUGAUGGCUCCUCAUUCACCUCCACCCCCUUCGUCAGCGCCCCCUCCAGCCCUGGCCGUGAGGGUGGUGCCGCCACGGCCGCAGCCGGAAGCUACUUCUUCAGCUGUCCCGCCAGCCCCGUCCACUACGUCCUCUCCUCCCCUCCUUACUCCUUUUCCCCAGCCGCUGCCUCCGUGGCGAUCGACGAAGCGUCCGGCUCUGGUUCGUUUGAGUUCGACGGCGCAGCUCGCGGGGGAACGAUGAUCUCCGCGGACGAGCUCUUUCUCAACGGCCAGAUCCGCCCGAUGAAGCCCUCCUCCCACCACCUGCGACCGCAGUCCCUCGCGCCGCUGAUGGAUCUCGACGACGACGACUGUGACGAUGUAGAGGAAGCGAAGGAAAUGCCGGCGCUCGGAGCCCCGGAGGAGGGCGGAAGGGGGCGGCGCCUCAGGAUCCGGGGCAGAUUCAUCCAUCGGAGGACCAGAUCCAUGUCGCCCCUUCGAAGUCCUCGAUUCCGAUGUCAAAGGAACGAGGAGGAGCAGCAGGAAGAAGCGAAGGAGCUCGAGUUCAACCCAGAUCCCAAGGAGGCUGCGAUGGCGCCGGACUCGGCCUCCUCCUCGGGCAACAGGAACUCCAAACCAUGGAUCUUCCUCAAAGAUCUCCUCCUCUACCGAAGCAAAAGCGAAGGCAGCGGGCGAGGGAACGGCAGAGAGAAGGAAAAGUUCUGGCACUCCAUCUCCUUCUCCCCCUCCUCCAAAUCGAAGCCCCCAUUGCCGCCUCCGGCCGCAUCAUCGUCGGUUCUGCCCCCGGCACCGGAGCAGAACAAAACAAAGCAGUCGAAACGGCCGGCAAACGGGUCGGGAAGGCGGCGCCCCACGGCGCACGAGCGCCACUACACGGCGAACCGCGCGCAAGCGGAGGAGAUGAGGCGGCGGACCUUCCUGCCGUACCGUCAGGGUCUCCUAGGCUGCUUGGGCUUCUCCUCCCGAAGCUACGGCGUCUUCAAUGGUCUCGCCAAAGCCCUCAAUCCCGUCACCUCCAGGUAAAACAUGAUCCCAUCACCCAAAAGAAGAUAAGAACGAUCUCAUACGCUCCCUUUACGUUCUGUAUACUCGUUUUCUUGUUUUCCUUCACCAAAAUAACUUCCUAUCUUUA